AUGAAGAACGCAUGUAGUGGAAGGAAGGAAUAUUACAAUAUAAAAUGAGCUAUCACAGAAAAAGAGACUCAGCAGCAACGUAAAGUUGGCUUCUGUUGCCAAGGCUUUAUAUAAAUGUACGUUAGUAGGCCUAAUGUGAUUUUUGUUGCGAGCUAUGAACACUGCAUUAUACAUUUUGGAAGAAUUCAUAUACAUCGAAGUCAAACUUUUAUUUUGAAGGAUGCGGCUUAGUAUUCCGCUAUCUUGGUUCCUACGUCCCUUGCGUGUUGAUAUAUCCUCAGUAUGUUUUUAUAAAAUGGCGUAAAUAAGUACAUACGUUUAAUGUUAAGGGUAGACACAUUAACAUAAAAAGAUAUAUUGGGGGUUAUCGCUAGAAAAGCAUCUUAUAUUUCGGACGGCACUUGACGCACUUCCGUUAGCUUUACUUCCUGUGUGGAGCUCGUCUUCCCGGGCAGGUGGCUCCAAGUGAGACAGCAGUGUAAAAUCGGUGCAUUCAAAGCAACAUCAAGCGAUGCUCUUCUGCAGCAUCACACUGGACAUUUGAGAUUGGAAAUUGGGUGCAGCCAAAUGAGAUGGCAGUGUAAAGUCUGUGGAUUCAGAGCGACAACAAGAGGUGAUCUUCUGCAGCAUUACAGACUACAGCACAGGACGUUUGAGAUUGGAAAUUCGGCCAUCUGACAUGGAUCCAGCAAUGCUCCGGGUCAUCUUUGGUCACAGGAUAGAGAAACUGACUCUUCCAUCCGGAAUACCAGAGACUAUGGAGGAGCUGAACUUGACUGUCAAGCAGACAUUAAGUAUCCCCAACGACUUCAGCCUGCAGUAUUUAGAUCCAGAGAACCAGUGGUUCUCAAUUUGUAUCCAGUACCACACACUGAAAGCUUCGAUGAAAGUUUCUCCUCAGAGCAAUCACAUGAACCUGCCUCCACAAGUUCCACUGCACAAGACUCCUAUGACUCAUGUGAAUCAUCACCUGCAAGCUCAGCCGUGAUGUCAGCAAGCAGCAGCCUACAAAAGAAACCAUGGCCAACUGAAUUCAUGAAUGAAUGAAUUCAUUCCACGAUUCUCAGUUGAAACCGAAAUGAUUCUUGAAAGAGCCAAUGAAGUUUACAGAAAAGAGGGCACACUGCUGACUACCCCAAACAUCAAGUCAGACAUACUUGAAAAGCUAGCUCAGUCCAUUUAUACAUACACCCCCUAUCCAUCACUCCAGAAUCGUCUUUCUGUCGCUGAAGCACUUAUCAAGGCACACCCAUGUGUGAAGGAUCCGGGGAGCUCUUCAGGUGUCAUUGGAUGGCAGAAUAGCAUUAAAUACAAGAUGGCUAACUACAGAACAAAGUUAAGAGGUCUUGGUAUUCCAGAUGUUACAUGCAAUGCUCUGAAACAUAAACUCCCUGCUGACAGGAAGUCUGCAAAAAAUGUGAAAAAGGCGAAAAGAGCAGAGGUCAAUUAUCUGCCACCCUACCCAGCUGGUGAAAACGAGCAGAGCUUGGAGAAAUUAAGGGAAGAGCUGGUCACCGAGUCAAAAAAGAAGAACAAUGAAAAGAUAGUCAAAGACAAAAUGAGCAAAACAUUUGCCCUCAGACGACAUGAAAUCAUCAAUCGGUGUCCAACUGUUCGAGCCAUGAAGGACCGCUGGCCUGCCCUGUUUGACCCUUCCCAAAUCAAUGCAGAAUUUCAAAGAACAACUACUGUACAUCUGGAGCCGAAAUUUAUGUCUGCGUUAGACCAUCACACUCCCAAGCUACUGACACUAUUUCGUGCCAAAGGUGGAGCACUUGGAAGAAGACUGGAGAUCAUAAUGGAACCGCUGGAGGACUCAGUGCACUCUUCGGUUGAGAGGACCAGAGAGGUUGUCCUUAAGUGUCUUAUAGAAUACCUUGGAGAACAAGGGGGACAUCUCAUCAAAGAAUUCAAUGACACUGAGAACUUGGAGGAACUUGAACAGCUCGUAAUGGCAAUUAUUGUGACCCCGAAGCCUGGAGCUUCUACAAGCAACAGCCCAAAGAACAUUGGAAUUGUCAUAGAGGGCGUGGAAGUCAUCACAGGACUUGGAGAUAUUGCGAGGGCUUGCUCUGUCCUCCUUGGCUUGACCUACGCACUGAAUCUCGAUUAUCCCAGACAGCUGAAGUACACCUUUGAGUGUAAACAGAAGUUAAUGGAGGACAUGGAGGCCUAACAACCAUCCGACGCACAGCCUUUAGUCAGCCGUGACUAGCAGAGACAACCAUGUUGCUGCUAAUCAGUGUGCUUACAGCAGCAGGGCAUCAUAAUUCAUUACUUGUGUUGUUGUUGUGAAUGUACGGCAGGCUGUAGCAAAUGAUAUAUAGCGCAAUUCAUUACUUAUGGGAAACAUUUCAAGAACAACAGGCUUGCCUCCAGGCAGCACAGCACAAGGGAGAAGUGGGUGUAAUCUGGAAGACAUAGCUGGCACUGGAGCCAGGUCAAACCAACCAAUAGAAACUCUUCUCUCAUCCACCAGCGUAGGCCCCGCCCAUCAAGUGCAGUUGAAUUCGCAAGCAAAACUUUAGAACUUGCAAGCAAAGAGGACUGAUUUGCAAACAAAUUUUUGUAAGUCACAAGCAAAAGAGGACUGAUUUGCAAGCAAAGGUUUUUAACUUGAAAGCAAAGAGGAUUCAUUUAUAAGCAAAAUGGUCAUGUUUUUACUUACAAACUUUUGUUUUGAUUAAAGUUGAAGAAAUAUGUUCUCAUACUUUUUUCAAUUGCAACCUAUUCUGUUUCGAUCUCAAAAACAAACAAAAAAAUAUGUUUGCCACUUACUCUUUUUUGCUCUCAAAUCUGUUUUUUUGUUUCAAAUCUAUUUUAUUUGAUUGAAUAAUAAAGGAAUGAAAUUCUCUCCAUAGGUGAUGGAAAGAUACACAAAGAUUAUUUAAAAAGCCUCUGUCACAUCUAGUUUUAUCCUGAGGUCUUUGAUAAGUUUUCUUUUCUAUCAACAGAUAGUGAUAUGUUUAUGCCACUAAACAGCACUCACUUUGACUGAUGCAUCCAUGCACGUCAUAAACUGCAUUUCAUAUCAUAACAGGCCUACAGCCCUAAAAAAACAAAUCUGUUCUCUGUAAUUUAUAAGGUGAUGUAUGAAUAGAUUUGUAUUGCCAAUUUGUGAACUGGUUGGAACGUAACUUAAAAAGACCUUCACCAGCAUUCUCACUUACCUAUAUCUGUGGACUGAUUUCUAUGUAAAGUACUUGGGAUAGUUUUGCUAUCCAUAGGAUGUGACCUUUAUGCAACACACCUGUUUAGUUAAGAUUUGGCUGCAUUUUGUAGAUAAUGUUCAGUUUAAAUGGUUUUGGGCAAUGCUAGUCUAAAAGUGAUGCCAAAAAGGCAAUCGGUGCAGAGUGGAGCAUACUGUAAAUUAUUAAUAUCUGAAAUAAGCUUUCUGGCUCUAACAGCCUGUCUGAAGAAUGUUAUAAUGUCAUUUUGUACAUGUUUAGGUAAAUGUUUUUGUCAGUGUUUCACUUUAUUUGAUGUUAAAAUCCAUGUACAUAUACUGACAAUUAUAGAUUUUAUGUUCUCACAUAAUUAUUCAUUCGAGAACACAUUAAACCCUGGUGCUAGUGUUGUAAGCACUUCUGACAAACUCUAAAAUCAAAGAUUUUCAAAAGAUGGCAAACAAGUAGGCUUUGGGAUCAGUGAAACAUCUACCAUCUUUCAAUAAUAUGUCAGCGAAAGCCAAUUUAUAGUGUGAUUUAAUGAGGUUUGGAGAUGUCUUCUAAUGUGCCCGAAAGCAUAUAACAACACAACGACUUGAUCUCUUUCCUGAAUUCAUGACAGCUAGUCAGGAUAACUCACAGACCCAACUGUGAAUGAUUAUGUUGAGAGUUAUUUUGAUUUUCAGUGACUAACAAACAAG
Messenger RNA from Acanthopagrus latus (yellowfin seabream), 3868 nucleotides. RefSeq lists its product as uncharacterized. Bases 1040 to 2176 code for a protein of 378 amino acids. Lineage: Eukaryota; Metazoa; Chordata; Actinopteri; Spariformes; Sparidae. The transcript has 8 exons. The record is from RefSeq and is a predicted model, not a curated record.